AUGAUCCGCGCCGGGAUGGCAGACGAAGCUGCACACGAUCACAUGCUCAAUUCCGAGUAUGCAUCAUUACUGGCUAUGGAAUUCAACCGCAAUCCUAUCGUUGAUGACGAAGCUGCGUUUGACAUCUACACACCACCAACGCACCCUGAACCUCAUACCUUGCCGGCUCGGCCUCCCAUUGUCACCAUCAUGGGACAUGUAGACCACGGGAAGACUACACUGCUGGACACCCUCCGCUCCGCAUCUGUGGCCAAGGGAGAGGCUGGUGGCAUCACCCAGCACAUUGGUGCCUUCUCUGUUCCUGUUCCUGCCACUGACGGUAGCAAGGAGCCUGCGCGUAUGAUCACCUUCUUGGACACCCCAGGACAUGCUGCUUUCUCAGCAAUGCGCGCCCGAGGAGCGAGCGUAACCGAUGUCGUGGUUCUCGUCGUCGCUGCCGAUGACGGCAUCAUGCCACAAACCCGAGAGGUCUUGGAACUGGUGAAGAGCUCCAACGUCGCAUUUGUUGUGGCCAUUAACAAGGUUGACAAGCCGGAUGCCGACAUCUCCAAGGUCGAGCACGCGCUGCUGGCUGACGGUGUACAAUUGGAGACUUUCGGCGGGGAUGUGCCUUCAGUCCCCGUCUCCGGACUUACUGGGAAAGGCCUCGAUCAGCUGGUGGAGACUAUAUCUGCACUCGCAGAGAUGCAAGAUCUGCGCGCAGAACGAGAGGGUGUCCUCCAGGGACACGUGCUCGAAUCAAAGGUGCAAAAGGGCAUCGGACCCAGCGCCACCGUCCUCGUGCUGCGUGGCAGCCUCAAAGUGGGACAGAACUUGAUCUGCGGCCGGACGUCGGCCAGGGUCCGGAACAUGUUCGACUCACACGGCAAGCCCGUCAAGGUCGCCCUCCCCGGUAUGGCCGUCUCCGUGUCCGGUUGGAAGGAGGUGCCUUCUGCCGGCGACGAAGUCCUCACCGCCUCCGAUGCGGACAUCAAGAAGGCCCUCUCCAACCGCGAGCGCAAGGCGGACAUGGAGGCGCAGCUCGUUGACAUGGAGGCCGUCAACGAGCAGCGGCGCGCCCGGCGCGAGGAAGAGGACGGCGAGGAGGGCUCUGCGGCUGCCCAGGCGGAUGGUCCGAAGGAGCUUAGAAUUAUUCUGAAAGGCGACGUCAGCGGAAGUGUCGAGGCGGUCCAGAAUGCCCUCGAAGUGAUCGGGAACGACGCCGCGAAGACGAAGAUCAUCGCCACGGGUGUCGGGGACGUGACCUUGUCGGACGUUAUGCGGGCCAAGGCCGCUGAUGGCGUCGUCGUCGCGUUCUCCGUCAAAACUCCGCGCCCAGUCCAGGCAGAAGCCGCCACACAACAUGUCCCGAUCGUAGAGUCCACCAUCAUCUACAAGCUUAUGGACGAGGUCAAGACCCGCGUCGCCGGCCUCCUACCGCCCAUAAUUGAGCGGCGUGUGACAGGCUCCGCGAAUGUCCUCCAGCUGUUCAACAUCCAGCUCAAGCGCCAGCGCACGACGCAGGUCGGCGGCUGCAAGGUCAUGGACGGCACGAUCCAGAAGAGCAGGCGUGCGCGCGUCGUGCGCAGAGGCGAGGUCGUCCACGACGGGAUGCUCGACACAUUACGGCAGCUCAAGGACGACGUCCUCGAGGUUGGCAAGGGCAACGAUUGCGGCCUCAACCUCGCGGACUUCAACGAUCUCCACGUAGGGGACGUGGUCGAGAUGUACGAGGAGAUUGAGCUGCCCGCUAAACUAUAA
Molecule: messenger RNA, 1740 nt
Organism: Epithele typhae
Lineage: Eukaryota; Fungi; Basidiomycota; Agaricomycetes; Polyporales; Epitheliaceae
Product: initiation factor 2
Exons: 7
Coding region: 1-1740 (579 amino acids)
Biological process (GO): translational initiation
Molecular function (GO): translation initiation factor activity; GTP binding; GTPase activity
Source: RefSeq, a predicted model, not a curated record